Molecule: messenger RNA, 1983 nt
Organism: Leptonychotes weddellii (Weddell seal)
Lineage: Eukaryota; Metazoa; Chordata; Mammalia; Carnivora; Phocidae
Source: RefSeq, a predicted model, not a curated record
GGUCUCGCGAGAGUAGGGGGAGCACGGCCCGCGCCCCAAGGGAGCCGCCGAGGCCGCGGGCUGGGCGGGGCGCCGGGGAUCACGAGUGCGCGAGCGCGGGCGGCCCGCUGAGCUGCGGCCCCGACCCUUCUCCGCGGGCGCGCGGCCAUGGCACGGAAGUGGCGCCUCCCUCUGCUCCUGGUGCCGCUCCUGCUCGGCCCAGGCCUCCUGCACAGCUCCAGCGCUCUGCCCCUGGUCCUCAACACUUGGCCUUUUAAGAAUGCAACCGAAGCAGCAUGGAGGACCUUAGCAUCUGGAGGCUCUACCCUGGAUGCAGUUGAGCAUGGCUGUGCCGUGUGUGAGAGGGAGCAGUGUGACGGCAGUGUGGGCUUUGGAGGGAGUCCCGAUGAGCUUGGAGAAACCACGUUGGAUGCCAUGAUCAUGGACGGCACUACUAUGAACGUAGGAGCGGUAGGAGAUCUCAGGCGAAUUAAAAAUGCGAUCGGAGUGGCUCGGAAAGUGCUAGAACAUACAGCACACACGCUGUUAGUGGGAGAGUCAGCCACCAAGUUUGCUGAAAGUAUGGGGUUUAUCAGUGAGGACUUAUCUACCAAUACUUCUCGAGCCCUUCAUUCAGAUUGGCUUGCUCGGAAUUGCCAGCCAAAUUACUGGAGGAAUGUUGUCCCAGAUGCUUCAAAAUACUGUGGACCUUACAAACCACCUAGUAUCUUAAAGCAAGAAGGUCCUUCCCAUAAAGAAACAGGAGAUAACCACGGUCAUGAUACAAUUGGCAUGGUUGUAGUCGAUAAGAUGGGACGUACUGCUGCCGGGGCAUCUACAAACGGUAUAAAAUUCAAAAUACCUGGUCGAGUAGGGGAUUCGCCAAUACCCGGAGCUGGUGUCUACGCGGAUGACAGCGCAGGAACGGCCGCAGCCACUGGCGAUGGGGAUAUACUGAUGCGCUUUCUACCCAGCUACCAGGCUGUAGAAUAUAUGAGAAGAGGAGAAGAUCCAACCAUAGCUUGCCAGAAAGUGAUUUCCAGAAUUCAGAAGUAUUUUCCAAACUUCUUUGGGGCUGUUAUAUGUGCCAAUGUGACUGGAAGUUAUGGGCAACAAUGACUCACCCUAUGGCUUGAGUCAUAUUUUUACUGGCUCCGGCAUAAACCGUGGAGUCAUGAAUCAUGCUCACCAAACAUCUCCAGCUCUGCACAUGGUGGGAUUGCUCUUCCUGGACCCUUGUGAUUUGGUGUAGGCGUGUGACUGAUUUUAGAGCUUUAAUCCCAAGUAAAGACUGUGAGACCUUCCUAGUUUUCUUUUCUUCAAGUAAGACAACGUGACAUUCUGUGGCUGCCCCCAUCAACCUGAGCCCUUGAGUGACCAUAUAUAUAUAGCGACCCCCGUGAUAACACACAGUGACACAUAGUGUGAACAAGAAAUAAACCUUUGUGAGAGGCUGAUCAAUAAUCAGAGAGUUGCUACAACUAGGACUCCCACAGUUUUGCACUGGGAUCAGUUUUACUGCAAAGAUCUCACCACAAUCAAAGCUGUGUUUUUACUCUGCUUAUUAUGGUUCUAUCCUUAUAAUUGUAGCCUCAUCAUAUAGAGCAAGCAAAGGCCCAUGAUGAUAGCCAUGUCUCUCUGAAAUCACUCACAAAUAAAUGUGUUCUUGCCAUGGACUGUUAGAAAAGAAAGAAAUAAAAAGAAAGAAGCCUUUGUUACUGUGAUCCAGCACAAAUUACCCUCUCCUGACUGACAUAAAAUAUGCGUAAGUAGUUGAAAAGUUUUAUGGAGGUUGUUAAAUUUAUGACAAAUGAAUUCUCUAAAGGACAAAAUGAAUUAAAAAAAUAGAUAAAAAGAUACGUAGAAAUAUACUGGUUAGAAAUUAAUGAAAAGGUUAAAGAUAUUAUUGGGUAGGAAAGUUAUGGAUGGCUUUCUUAAGAAUUCUUUUACAGGGCACCUGGGUGGCUCAGUUGGUUAAGUGUCUGCCUUCAGCUCAGGUCAUGA